Brienomyrus brachyistius is the source of this 3223-nucleotide messenger RNA. It is a transcript of the gene wwp2, whose product is annotated as WW domain containing E3 ubiquitin protein ligase 2. Gene Ontology annotation, biological process: ubiquitin-dependent protein catabolic process; protein K63-linked ubiquitination; regulation of monoatomic ion transmembrane transport. Gene Ontology annotation, molecular function: ubiquitin protein ligase activity; protein binding. The record is from RefSeq and is a predicted model, not a curated record. NCBI's taxonomy places the organism in Eukaryota, Metazoa, Chordata, Actinopteri, Osteoglossiformes, Mormyridae. The transcript is spliced from 24 exons.
CAAAGAGCUAUUACCCACAAUCCACUGCGACGCCGGCGACCACGUCACGUGAUUAUGACGUCGAGGCGGAAAUGAAAGUUAGCUAGAGCCUGUGGACUUCGUUGAAGGGCUCCGACGUCAUGGCAGCGGCCAGCGUGAGCAGACCUGGUGCCGUCCAGACCACAGAAAAGUCACCGUUAACUUUGAAAGUGCUCUCAGCUAGGCCACAGUCCCCCAAGCUGCCUAGCCGCCACUCUCGCCUCAACUCUUUUGUGGAGGUGAUUGCCGACGGCCUGACCUGUGAGACCAAGAAGACGGGCAAAUGCAGCGGCCACCCUGAUCUGCAGUGGAACGAGGACCUCACCGUGAAUGUCACUCCUCAGAGCAAGCUGGACCUGAAGGUCUGGAGCUGCCACACGCUUCGUAAGGAGCUGCUGGGGAGCGCCACCAUUGACCUGCUGGACAUGCUGCGCUCGCACGACGGCAAGAUGGAGAAUCUCCAGCUUAGCCUGGUCCUGCAGACUGAGAACAAAGGCUUGGUUGUAGCGGGAGGAGAGCUGACCGUCUGUCUGGACGGCCUGGCUGUUGAUCUGGGAUCGCUGCCCAAUGGCAGCGCGGCAACAGGCAAGACGCUUCAUGCUGACGGGCAGAGCGCCCAGUGGACCGGGGAACCGCCUGGCACAAACAGCCCCCACAGCAGGGCUCAGAGACAAUCCAGGGGGGGUUCUUUGACCAAUGGGGAGGUGCUACAAAAUGGAGAGGCGAGCUCAGGACCCCGCAGUCAGCAGCGCCGGAUCAAGAGCGCGAAUGGCAGUCCAGGGAAUGCAGGUAAAUGCGAGCUCACCUCCAACGGGGUGGAGAAUGAGCAUGUCGGCCCGGCCCCCUGCACACCCCCCCUGAGCAGGACCACCGUCCUUCCAGCGAACCCCGUCAUGGCUGCCAGCUCUCCCAGCCCAGAGAGUGGGGCCCCUCCCCCACCUGAGGAUCCUCCACCGCCUGUGACAGAACAGACUGACGGCACCGGGGAGUCUGUCAUGGAGUCUCUGCCUGCCGGCUGGGAGCAGCGUGUCCUACCCAACGGGAGGGUCUACUACGUAGACCACAACACCAAGAGCACCACCUGGGAGCGACCACUGCCACCUGGCUGGGAGAAGCGUGUGGACCAGAGGGGGCGUUUCUACUACGUGGACCACAACACUCGCACCACCACCUGGCAGCGGCCCACACCCGAGUCUGUGCGCAGCUACGAGCAGUGGCAGUCGCAACGCAGCCAGCUGCAGGGGGCCAUGCAGCAGUUCAGCCAGAGGUUCCUCUACCAGUCUUCUGGCGUCCCGGUGGAAAACGACCCCUUAGGCCUGCUUCCCUCCGGAUGGGAGAAGCGGCAGGACAACGGCCGGGUCUACUUCGUCAACCACAACACCCGGACCACCCAGUGGGAAGACCCCCGCACCCAGGGGAUGAUGCAGGAGCCCCCACUGCCUCCCGGCUGGGAAAUGAAGUACACGGCGGAGGGGGUGCGCUACUUCGUGGACCACAACUGCCGGACGACCACCUUCAAGGACCCGCGACCAGGGUUUGAGUCAGGGUGAGUCCCGACAGGGGGGUCCCCUGGGGCGUAUGACCGCAGCUUCCGAUGGAAGUAUCACCAGUUCCGCUUCCUGUGUCACUCCAAUGCCCUCCCCAGCCACGUGAAGAUCAGUGUGUCCAGGCAGACGCUCUUCGAGGACUCGUUUCAGCAGAUCAUGAACAUGAAGCCCUAUGACCUUCGGAGGAGACUCUAUAUCAUCAUGAGGGGUGAGGAGGGUCUCGACUAUGGAGGCAUCGCCAGAGAAUGGUUCUUCCUGCUGUCUCAUGAAGUGCUGAACCCAAUGUACUGCCUGUUUGAGUACGCCGGAAAGAACAACUACUGUCUGCAGAUCAACCCCGCCUCCUCCAUCAACCCAGACCACCUGACCUACUUCCGCUUCAUUGGACGGUUUAUCGCCAUGGCCUUGUAUCAUGGAAAAUUCAUAGACACGGGAUUCACUCUGCCGUUCUAUAAGCGCAUGCUUAACAAGAAGCCUACCCUUAAAGACCUGGAGUCCAUCGACCCCGAGUUCUACAACUCCAUCACAUGGGUCAAAGAGAACAGCCUUGAGGAGUGCGGAGUAGAGUUGUAUUUUGCCCAAGACAUGGAGAUCCUGGGGAAGGUCUCCACCCAUCAGCUGAAGGACAACGGAGAGAAUGAGCUGGUCACUGAGGAGAACAAGGAGGAGUACAUCGGCCUGCUCACAGACUGGCGUUUCACACGCGGCGUAGAGGAACAGACCAAAGCCUUCCUGGAUGGCUUCAACGAGGUCGUACCCCUGGAAUGGCUGCGAUACUUUGAUGAGAAGGAGCUGGAGCUCAUGCUGUGUGGAAUGCAGGAGGUAGAUCUCAGCGACUGGCAGAAGAACACCAUCUAUCGCCACUAUACCAAGAACAGCAAACAGAUCCACUGGUUCUGGCAGGUAGUGAAGGAGAUGGACAAUGAGAAGCGGAUCCGGCUGCUGCAGUUUGUGACGGGAACCUGCCGCCUUCCUGUCGGGGGCUUCUCCGAACUCAUAGGGAGCAACGGGCCUCAGAAGUUUUGCAUUGACAAGGUGGGAAAGGAAACCUGGCUUCCCAGGAGCCACACAUGCUUCAAUCGGCUGGACCUGCCGCCCUACAGGAGCCUGGAGCAGCUGAGGGAGAAGCUGCUGUUUGCCAUCGAGGAGACGGAGGGGUUUGGGCAGGAGUGAGGGGGGGGGGAGGUGGGAGUGAGAGGGGCAGAGGAUGCAUACACACCACCUGCACGGUGAAAAGCCAUAUAACUCCUCUUUCAGGGGACUGGGACCACAAACGAUUCUAAUAUGUUUGAACAUAUACUUGGAGUAAAGUGUCUGAGUAAUGAGCCCCGUAACGCUUGGGGUGCUGCCUCAUGGGGACUGGCAGGGCGUGGGCUGCCUGUCUGUCGCGUCCCCCAUUGUCCAGCCCCAGUCUCUCCUUCCCUCCACACAUAUAAAAUGCAGCGCCUGGCCCCCUGUUGAAACGGCAUGCGGCGGACAGCAGGAGCCUGGCUGCAGCUAAUGCGUCGCGCAUGCGGCAAGUGGGAGGCACCUCGACCACGGGUGGCGGAGGCAACCGCCCACACGGCCUCAAUUCACUUCAUUUAUUUUUUUCCUUCAUAAAUCAAAAUAUCUUAUUGUAAAUGAAAUAAGCUAAAUAAAAUGGACAAAGAACAAAA